Molecule: messenger RNA, 327 nt
Organism: Staurois parvus
Lineage: Eukaryota; Metazoa; Chordata; Amphibia; Anura; Ranidae
Source: the annotation of a GenBank genome assembly
AAUUCUGCAAGUGGUUCUGAUUUACUAUCGCUGUUCUCUAGCCGGUCUAAAACCGCUUUUGACCUAAAGGGACGCUUUUUGGACGCCAUGGACGUUUCUCAGUUUCCAGGCAGAAAGAACAGUAAAAAUGCAGGCAGGGCACAGGACAAAGCAUUAGUGACAAAAUGUAUGUGAAAUGGUUUGAUGCAUGAAUGUCUCUUUUUAACAUUUUUGAAUCUCCCGCCGUUCCGUCCUCCGUAUGUCCCGACGCUCGCAGGGAACGGAACUCGGAAGACGGAUGCCGGCAUCGGCCGGAGGACAUUGCCGGGGAUGCUGCAGGGGGGACAU